AUGAGAAAUCAGUCAAUACUAAAUGAAUUCUUUCUCUCCGGAUUGUCUGACCUUCCAGCUGUUCAGAUCCCUUUAUUUCUCUUGUUCCUUCUCAUCUACCUUCUGACAUUGAUCUUCAAUUUGCUGACCAUCGUCCUCAUAGUCACUGACCCUCACCUCCAAGUUCCUAUGUAUUUCUUUGUUGGGAACCUGGCCGGUUUGGACCUCUGUUAUUCCUCAGUAACCAUCCCACGGAUAUUAUUUGACCUUCACACCAAGACAAGAAAAAUUUCCAUAGAGGCUUGCAUAACCCAAGUCUUUUUCUUUCUAUUUUUUGCUGCUUGUGAAGAUUUUUUGUUGGCUGUCAUGUCCUAUGAUCGAUAUACCGCCAUUUGUCAGCCACUACAUUACAUACAGAUCAUGAGUUGGAAAGUCUGUGUACAGUUGGUGUCCAUUGUGUAUUGUCUCAGCUUUACCCAUUCUUUGGUUCAUUCACUUAAUGCCUUAAAAUUAAUAUUUUGUGGAUCAGAUAUUAUAGAAAGCUUCUUCUGCGACCUUCCACAAUUGUUUCAGAUUUCCUGCAGUGACAUCUCCAUCAACGUUCUGCUUGUCUUCAUCUUGGGUGGCAUCCUUGGAUUUGGAGCUCUAACUCUGACCAUCAUGUCCUAUGUCUAUAUAUUCAAAGCUGUUCUUAAAAUUCAAACUAAGGGCAAUAGGAGUAAAGUUUUCUCUACUUGUAACUCUCACCUGACAUUGUUGUUUAUGAAUUAUGGCUCUUCAAUUUUCAAUUAUUUUUGGCAAAGUGCUGGUCAUCAUUUUUAUGGUGACAAAGGUGUGGCAAUCUUUUACACAGUGAUCCUUCCUUUCCUCAAUCCUUUCAUUUACAGUCUGAGGAACCAGGAUUUUAGAACAGCAUUUCAACGUGUUUUCAGAAGGAUCUUUCCACCAAAAUAG
This is a messenger RNA of Rana temporaria (common frog), 933 nucleotides long. Its product is annotated as olfactory receptor 5AC2-like. Gene Ontology annotation, molecular function: G protein-coupled receptor activity; olfactory receptor activity. The transcript has a single exon. Gene Ontology annotation, biological process: G protein-coupled receptor signaling pathway. Gene Ontology annotation, cellular component: membrane. NCBI's taxonomy places the organism in Eukaryota, Metazoa, Chordata, Amphibia, Anura, Ranidae. Bases 1 to 933 code for a protein of 310 amino acids. The record is from RefSeq and is a predicted model, not a curated record.